Molecule: messenger RNA, 2404 nt
Organism: Cucurbita maxima (winter squash)
Lineage: Eukaryota; Viridiplantae; Streptophyta; Magnoliopsida; Cucurbitales; Cucurbitaceae
Product: serine/threonine-protein phosphatase PP-X isozyme 2-like
Exons: 7
Coding region: 1301-1861 (186 amino acids)
Biological process (GO): peptidyl-serine dephosphorylation; double-strand break repair via homologous recombination
Cellular component (GO): cytoplasm; nucleus
Molecular function (GO): protein serine/threonine phosphatase activity
Source: RefSeq, a predicted model, not a curated record
CUUCGGACCCUCCUUGAGAGUCGUUUCUGACACUUUUAAUUCUAAAUUAUGAUGGUAGAAUUGGAUUUCAAGGAGCAACGUUAAGCUAGCAUCAAGGGAGCAUAGUAACUUCGGGUUAGGGCAACAAAGUAAAUGGUUUUACUCUUGGAUGCCCACGGGCUUGGUUGGAUGACUUGUACACUGCAUGAAUGAAUCGUGUCCUAUGGCUCCUACAUAUAUCUUAUUUUAUGAUUGUAUGACGUGUAUUAUGUUAUGUGACAAGCUAUGCUAUGAUAUGAUAUAAGUCCUACUAUGAUAUGAAACUAUGUUGUGGUAUCAAUGUUAUAUGAUCCACGAACUUCCAUAUGUCACGUCAUACAUAUUAUGUUAUCAUGUUCACUCUAUGCCUAUGAGACAUUGCCAUUGAUACGCCUGUAUGUUAACCAUGAAAGAUAUGUUCAAUAUACAUAUGCAUGUCUCAUAGGAACACCAUGUCACGAAAAGAAUGGAGGUAUGGUUUGCCUUAGUAUAUGCCAUGAUUUGAAGCCAUGAGACCUCAUUCAUUUUAUAUGUCACACACCUCGAGAUACUCCGCAUUAUGAUUAGCGCGAAUGCAUACACUACGAUACUAUGCAUGCCAUGAUAUUAUGCAGGCACUUUACCCUUCAUGACUUCCUGUUGCGUGAGUGUGCGCUAGGCCAUGAGACCUCAUGCAUUUUAUUUGUCACACAUCUCGAGAUACUCCACAUUAUGAUUAGCACGAAUGCAUACACGAUACUAUGCACGCCAUGAUAUUAUGCAUACACUUUUCCCUUCAUGGCUUCCUGUAGCAUGAGUGUGUGCUAGGCCAUGAGACCUCAUGCACUUUAUACGUCACACACCUCGAGAUACCCCCAUUAUGAUUAGCACGAAUGCAUACACUAUGAUACUAUGCAUGCCAUAAUAUUAUGCAGACACUUUUUCCUCUAUAGCUUCCUAUAGCGUGAGUGUGCGCUAGGCCAUGAGACCUCAUGUAUUUUAUAUGUCAUACACCUCGAAAUACUUCCCAUUAUGAUUAGCACAAAUGCAUACACUACGACACUAUACACGCCAUGAUAUUAUGCGGGCACUUUUCCCUCCUUAGCUUCUUGUAGCGUGAGUGUGCGCUACACAAGGUGGAGUGAGGAUAGUUGCACAAGUACUUGUAGUAAAUAUUUUAUAGAAAGAAGUAAGGGAACCCACGGUAUACUAAUUUUUCCCUUCUGGGGCUCUGCGUGGGAGAGAGAGAGAGAUACAGAGAGAUUCAGUCGUUCAAGAAGAAGAAGAAGAAGAAGAAGAAGAGAUGUGUGACCUAGACCGCCAAAUUGAGCAGUUGAAGAAUUGCGAGCCGCUCAAGGAGUUUGAAGUUAAAGCUCUUUGUCUCAAGGCCAUUGAAAUCCUCGUCGAAGAGAGCAACGUUCAGAGGGUUGAUGCCCCUGUUACUAUAUGUGGAGACAUCCAUGGGCAGUUUUAUGACUUGAAAGAGCUUUUUAAAGUAGGAGUCGAUUGUCCAAAGACCAACUACUUAUUUCUUGGCGAUUUUGUCAACAGAGGAUUAUACUCAGUUGAGACAUUUCUACUAUUACUUGCUCUGAAGGUUAGAUAUCCAGACCGGAUAACUCUUAUUAGAGGGAACCAUGAAAGCCGUCAAAUCACACAGGUUUAUGGAUUUUAUGACGAGUGUCUUUGCAAAUAUGACUCUAUGAAUGUUUGGAAAUACUGUACUGAUGUUUUUGAUUAUGUAAGUCUCUCGGCUCUUAUUGAAAACAAGAUAUUUAGUGUCCAUGGUGGUCUCUCUCCAGCCGUAACAACAUUAGAUCAGGUUAGAACGCUCCUAAUUAUUGUUACAGAUGUGGUAAUGUAGCUGCUAUACUUCAACUGGAUGAAAACCUUAAUAAACAGUUUCGUGUCUUCGGUGCUGCUCCACAGGAAUCAAUAGGAAAUCCUGUCAAGAAACCUGCACCAGACUACUUCCUUUGAAAUUGUUUCGUGUAUGUUCCAAUGGAUACAGACAAGUUGUGCAGUUGCUUGGUGACGACAAUCUCACGACACCUUGGGUGGGAAUCAUUAACACAAUAGAGGGAUACGGAUUCGUUAACGAGCAAAAGCUGUGAUCAUUUCGGAUGAUUGGGGGGGUCAGCUAUUAGAAAUUGUCAUGUAAAAUGCUGAUUCCUUGUCCUUUUACCCAAAGAUCCAGACGGCGGAUGAUGAUGCCUGAUGGCAUCUCCAAAAGGUAGGAGGUGUGCUCUCAAGUAUUUCAUAGGGUAUAAGGAUACGUUUUACAUUGGUCAUGGGAACUCUGGGAGGGGGAGAUAUCUGAUGAAUUAUAUUGGAAUGGAUGAGUUAUAAAAGAAAAAAGUGAGUCUUGACUCCAAAUUCUUCAAGAAUUACUCUCUUUUUAGGCCUU